GCUUCGGUUCUUCCCGCUUUGGACUCUUUGGGGAACCGCGAUCUUCCACUUCCCAAACACAUCCCGCGCUAAUGGCGCACGCCGCAGUCCAACUCGGCUCCCGACCUUCCGUUCCAAAUACCCUGUACUAGCACUAUUUAUUCCCCAGCUUCCACGACCAUCAGGCCGGCGCGGUGAGAUCUCCAUCCAUGGCCACGGCGGCGGCGGCGGCCGGGAAGCGGGCACGCACCGGCGACGGCGAUGACCACGACGACCGCAUCAGCCACCUCCCAGACGCCCUCCUCGGCACCAUCAUCUCCCUCCUCCCGACCAAGGAAUCCUGCCGCACGCAGCUCCUCUCCCGCCGCUGGCGCCCGCUCUGGCUCUCCUCCCCGCUAAACCUCACCGCCGACUUCGACCUCCGCACCACCGUCCGGUCCCGCGCGGCCCUCGUCUCCGCCAUCCUGUCCGCCCACCACGGCCCCGGCCGCCGCUUCUCCUUCCCCUCCAUCCCCAUCAGCCGACUCCUCCUCCUCCUCCACCGCCCUCGCGGAUCUCGACGCAUGGUUCCGCUCCCGCGCCCUCGGCAAUCUCCAGGAGCUCCACAUCGGGUACCACGACUGGCGCUCCGGGGGCCCGCCGCCGCCUCACACGGGCCUCCCGCUCCCUUCCUCCCUGCUCCGCCUCGCGCCGACGCUGCUCACCGCCAAGAUCGGCAACUUCGGCUUCCCCGACGAGCUCCUUCGGUCCCUGAAAUUCCCGCGACUUUGCAGAGCGUUUCGAUCCCGGCGGAGGCGGCGUUUCACGCCAUGAUUUCCGGAUGCCUGGUCUUGGAGUCGUUAUUGCUGUGGGAAGUUCGUGCUGUGGGGGAAUGCCGCCGCCUCCGGAUCAGCUCGCAGAGUAUCCGGAGCAUCGGGUUCCGUGAUGAUCGUUUACUGGGGAAAGAGGAACUGGUCAUCGAGGAUGCUCCUCGUGUUGAAAGAUUGCUGAUACUAUAUCCGGGAACGGGUGAGACUGCUCGGAUCAUCAGAGCUCCUAAACUUGAGAUAUUGGGCCCUUUGCCGUCUGGCAUCAGCAAAGUCGAGAUUGGAACUGAUCUGGUCAUCCAGGGAAUGAUCCCCGUCAGUUCGAUGAGCAAGAUACGCACCGUGAAGGUUUUGGCUCUCACGUCUUCUUGGCAGCGUCCGGAAUAUCUGGAUGCUGUUCUUGAUGUCCUCAGAUGCUUCCCCUGUUUGGAAAAGCUCUAUGUCAUUGCUCGUCGAUGGAUACGACAAACGUCCGUCGGUACGAUCCAUUAGACCCGAUCGAAUGCCUCGAGACCUGUCUCAAGAAAGUGGUGUUGAAGAACUACAGAUGCCGUCAUGAACAUCUGAGGUUUGCCGACUUCUUUCUUCGGAAUGCAAAAGUCUUGCAGAUAAUCGCGUUUGGUGCCUUUGGUGAUGAACAUAGGCUGCCACAAAAGAAAGAUAGAGCUUCUCAAGAUGCUAAAUUUCGUUGCACAAUUGAUUCUGCCAAUUUUUAUAGCAAGCUGAACAGCCAUGACUUGUCAAAGAUGGAUCCCUUCAGCUACUCGUCUUGAUGCACUUUCAGAAGGUUUGUCAGUGGCUGAUCAACUUCAAGGUCUGCUUGCUUUGCUAAUGGGGAUUGAUGCCUGAAUAUUACAUAGCAUGUAGUACUACUAACGUCGCUUUGUUCAUCAAGCUAUGCUAGUGUAUUUUGUUUAGACGAGUAUGGAUGAACCUAAUUUCUUGCUCUUCUCAACACUUUGGUUGUUGAAAUGUUGACAUUCGGCUGCAUUGCAUAUCUGUGUAAAAAACUCGAAUGUCCAUUAGGGCAAUGAUUUAUAUGGUCAUUCAGUCA
Messenger RNA from Brachypodium distachyon (stiff brome), 1839 nucleotides. Its product is annotated as putative F-box/FBD/LRR-repeat protein At2g05300. Bases 189 to 1277 code for a protein of 362 amino acids. The record is from RefSeq and is a predicted model, not a curated record. The transcript has 3 exons. Gene Ontology annotation, molecular function: protein binding. NCBI's taxonomy places the organism in Eukaryota, Viridiplantae, Streptophyta, Magnoliopsida, Poales, Poaceae.